Mangifera indica (mango) is the source of this 1525-nucleotide messenger RNA. RefSeq lists its product as uncharacterized. The record is from RefSeq and is a predicted model, not a curated record. The coding region runs from base 14 to 1306 and encodes 430 amino acids. Lineage: Eukaryota; Viridiplantae; Streptophyta; Magnoliopsida; Sapindales; Anacardiaceae. The transcript has 2 exons.
UCCAUAUUUCUUUAUGGUAUCAGAGCCAACUCCGGCUAUAUUCAUCAUUGUUUUUUUUCCGGCAAUACUUAACUCUGUUACUUCCUCCGAUAAAAACUACAUCUCUAGCAAUACAUCAGGUUCAGACAUGUCAAAAUUUGGAAUUGCUUUGAAUGUCAAUUCUGAAGGUUCAUCCUCUGGGGGAAGUACCAUCGAUCCAUCUCAAAGUUCUCAAAUAAUCACAAACCACAGGUUAAAUGGGCAUAAUUAUUUGCCCUGGUCACAAUCUGUUAUGCUUUACAUUAAAGGGAAAGGUAAAGCUGAUUUUAUCACAGGAGAUGUGGAGAUUCCAGAGAAGAAAGACAAGGGGUACAAGAUUUGGGAGGCUGAUAACAGCAAGGUGAUGUCUUGGCUCAUAAAUUCCAUGACACCAGAGGUUGGAGAAAAUUUCCUAUUGUAUGAAACGGCCUACGAAGUUUGGGAAGCUGUGAAGGAAACCUACUCAAAUAAGGAUAAUAUUUCGGAGAGGUUUAGAAUUGAAGGAGUUUUACAUGAAGUGAAGCAAGGUGAUCUAACGGUGAUAGGGUAUUUCAAUAAAUUGUCACACCUUUGGCAACAAGUAGACAUGUUCAACAAGUUAAACUGGAAGUGUAAUGAUGAUGGAGCUGUUUUCAAAUUAUACCUGGAAGAGAUGAGGAUUUUUAAAUUUCUUAUCAGCUUGAAUGAUAACCUGGAUGAGGUUCGUGGCAGAAUAUUGAGUGUUAAACCAUUGCCCUCCAUUCGAGAGGUGGUUUCUGAUGUGCGCAGAGAAGAAAGUCGAAAGAAGGUAAUGCUCAGGUCUGAGUCAAUGCCAACCAGUGGAGACGCAUCAGCACUUGCAGCCAGAGGUAAUUCAAACAAUCCUGUUGAUGGUAAAACCAGAAAAGGCCGACCAUGGUGCGAUCAUUGCCGUCGUCCAGGCCAUUACAAGGAAACCUGCUGGGAAAUUCAUGGAAGGCCAGCAGAUUGGAAGCCACGUAGUCAGACCAAGAAGGGAUAUUUUGCAUGUGGAAAUAAUACUGGUGACAGUGACGGAAAUCUAUUCAGCAAGGAACAAAUUGAGCAGUUGCAAAAAUUAUUUGGUCACUCUUUAUCAACACCUGUUGGGACUGGUUCUAUGGUACAGUCAGGUACAUUUUCCAGUGCCUUGAGUGUUAAAAAUGAAAAACCAGGUUCUUGGAUUAUAGAUUCGGGGGCAACUGACCAUAUGACAGGAGAUCCUAACGUGUUCAAUACAUUUGAGCCAUGCAAAGGACUUGAUCUCGAAGAGGAUGAUUGGACCUGCUGAAUUACGAUCUGGUUUAUACAUUCUAAAAGCGGAAUCUGCCUUCCAUUCACAAUGUCAUUCCACCAAGCAAGUAGUUACUCAAAGUCACUCUAGGACUAGUUCAAAUAAAGAAAGUACUGUGAUGUUAUGGCAUUACAGGUUAGGCCACCCAAACUUCUUGUACUUAGAGAAACUUUUUCCUGAUUUAUUUGUUAAUAAAAGUCCUAGUGAAUUUUCUUG